Messenger RNA from Spinacia oleracea (spinach), 1042 nucleotides. RefSeq names its product mannose-P-dolichol utilization defect 1 protein homolog 2. Bases 88 to 795 code for a protein of 235 amino acids. The record is from RefSeq and is a predicted model, not a curated record. The transcript is spliced from 8 exons. Lineage: Eukaryota; Viridiplantae; Streptophyta; Magnoliopsida; Caryophyllales; Amaranthaceae.
UAUCAAUCAAUGGGAUUAACUCGAACGGCUCAAGUUAAGUUAAGUGUUGUUGAAUUCGAAAGCUUUGAUCUCUAAACUUAACAGAAAAUGGAGAUAUUCGGUAUGGACUUUGGGUGCGUAAUUGGAUCGCUUCGCCAUGGCCAAAUUCCUGAAAAAGACUGUUUGCUUCCUCUAAUUUCGAAGCUACUUGGCUAUUGUAUUGUUGCCGCUUCCACCACUGUCAAGAUCCCUCAGAUAUUGAAGAUCCUGGAACACAAAAGUAUUAGAGGGCUCAGUGUGGCAGCUUUCGAGCUUGAAGUGAUUGGUUAUACUAUUUCUCUCGCAUACUGUCUUCAUAAAGGGCUUCCCUUUUCAGCCUUUGGGGAAUAUGCAUUUCUGUUGGUUCAAGCUUUAAUUCUCGUUGGAGUAAUCUACUACUUUUCACAACCUGUGGGUACUUCGAGAUGGAUGAGGGCACUGCUAUAUUGUGGAUUGGCACCGACAAUUCUGGCGGGUAAAAUUGAUCCUGUGCUUUUUGAAGCUUUAUAUGCAUCACAACAUGCAAUAUUUCUCUGUGCAAGGAUUCCUCAAAUAUGGAAAAACUUCAGUAAUAAAUCUACGGGGGAACUCAGCUUCCUAACAUGUUUUAUGAACUUUGGCGGUUCCAUGGUGAGGGUUUUUACCAGCAUCCAGGAGAAAGCACCUACAAGUGUUGCGAUGGGCUCUGUCCUCGGUGCAAUAACGAAUGGUACCUUGUUGAGCCAGAUAAUUUUAUACAGGAAGCAAGAAACGAAGAAAGAAAAGAAGGACGAGUAAAGGAAUUUUCACUUUCCGAGACUGGUUCACCUGGCCGUAAAAUAUGUGUCACGUUCUAGAUAAUAUUUUUUUCUUUUGAUAUCAAAGAACUAAGCGAACAUUAUGUUUUGUAAGCAACUUUGUAUUUUCAAUCUGUAGAUUUUAUUACAUGUAUAGAGAACACAGGAUGGGAGAUUAAUCUGAUACCCGGGACAAGAGAAAAGCAUUUAUAUUUAUAAAAAGCAUUGUCUGAAUAUUGCCAAGAUAA